CCGUUGACGUAGACAGACCGUUAACGCGUUCAAAUUGUAUAACCUGGGUGAUGGUGCAGUAACAAAUGUUUUUAAGUGACCUAGACUUUCUUUGAAGCAGCCUCCAUGAACAACCUGAAUGACCCCCCGAGAUGGAACAUUCAACCAGACCCACGAGAAAGGGGGGAGGGAGGCGCAGAUGGCAACCAAUGGAACUAUGCCCUGCUGGUGCCUAUGCUGGGUCUGGCUGCAUUUCGUUGGAUCUGGACCCGAGAGUCUCAGAGAGAAAUCGAGAAGGUCAAAUCCAAGUAUAACAAGGAUGUGUUCCUGGUGAAAAGUGAGAUGGAGUCACGGUACGAGGAGACAUUAACAGAGAGGCGCCGAGCCGUGGCUGCCUUGGAACUGGAGCUGGAGAAGGAGAGACAGAGGGUAAAAGGCUUCAAGCAGGCCAUGAUCUCCCAGAGCCAUCAUAUGGUCGAAGAACGGAAACGUUUACAGCAGGAGCGUGAGUGGUUGGAGGAAGAGAAGCAAAGAUAUAUCAAGUCCGGAGCUGGAGGGGCUGUCCUGCAUCAAGCCAUGGAGCAACAGAACGAGUGGUUUCAGAGAGCCAACGCCACUCUGCGUGAGCUUGAGGCUCAACUUGUGGAGCGCCAGAAUGCCUACUGUUCCCUAAUCCUGCCUCGAGACAAGCGCUUAGAGAUGGAGAGAAACAUGCUCCUGAAAGCAGUCAAAGAGCCUGUCACGGAUGAACUUAAUCUAGAGGCUGAUCUUCAAGAUAUUUUUAAGAGGGAUAAGCAUUGUGCAAACCUGAUGAACAUGGACAAGAGAAAGAACGGAAGUCUCAUGUGGGUGUAUCUCAAGUACUGGCAGCUGCAGGUCACUGUUCAGAAACACCAGAGAAUUGAGGCGGCCAUCUUAGCGAGAAAUAUUAAGCCUCAAACAAAAUGAUGAAUAGUUGGGGCGAUGGUUUGUGUUUGACUCGUGGAUCAGAAAUGGAAUAUGCACGAAGUUGUGACCUUUUGUCACAUUUUAAAAAAUGCUGCAGAUUAGUUCUUACUUAAGAUAUCCAAAUAAGACUUUUUAAAAUCAUGAGAUACAAAUGCACAUAGAUGAUAUCCACAUUGGAUACGCAAUCAAAGCUUAGAAUAUAAACAAACAUGUUCUUUUGAUUUUUUUUUUCACGGUUUGUGUCAUUUAACUUUCCAGGAAAUCUAACGUUAAUUUACUAAAUCUUUAUCCUCAUCGUCAUGAGACAUGCACUUGAUUGUCAACGUUUAGUUUCAUGCUGCUUGAUUGAAAGUUAUUUUAUCUUGAAAUUCCGUGGAUUGUGUCGAUACUUGCUCCUAUCCGACUCCCAAGUCUUCAAGUUCAUCCCUGAUAAGAUGUCACAUAAGGUGACUCCUCUAUUUGAUCAAUUGAACAAAUAUCAGAAGAGGGCACCGAGAGGUCUUUGGUGAUCACACGAUUGCUGAAGUACCACUUGACCCUAUAUACGAAGAAAAUGUUAAGUUUGAAUUUUCUUAUGUCAAUAUGACAAUCAUGUUUUAAUUUUUACCAUAUCCUUGAGAAUAAGAGCUCAAUUUUAUGUUUAGAUGCAUAGACCGUAAACAAUCUACAUUUUGCACACAAUAAAGCCUUGGUGCAGGAGUUGGGUGCACGUUCUGUGUUCUUCCUAUUAAGUAUGAAAACUUGUCAAGAGUUGAGGGGGAGCUCCCAUGCUACUGGUUUGCCUGAGUGUAAUAGAACGGUGUGAAAAAG
Hippocampus comes (tiger tail seahorse) is the source of this 1737-nucleotide messenger RNA. It is a transcript of the gene ccdc127a, whose product is annotated as coiled-coil domain containing 127a. Lineage: Eukaryota; Metazoa; Chordata; Actinopteri; Syngnathiformes; Syngnathidae. The record is from RefSeq and is a predicted model, not a curated record. The transcript has 4 exons. Bases 106 to 927 code for a protein of 273 amino acids.